Molecule: messenger RNA, 1176 nt
Organism: Ramularia collo-cygni
Lineage: Eukaryota; Fungi; Ascomycota; Dothideomycetes; Mycosphaerellales; Mycosphaerellaceae
Product: related to vacuolar Ca2+/H+ antiporter
Exons: 4
Coding region: 1-1176 (391 amino acids)
Biological process (GO): calcium ion transmembrane transport; intracellular calcium ion homeostasis
Cellular component (GO): fungal-type vacuole membrane
Molecular function (GO): calcium:proton antiporter activity
Source: RefSeq, a predicted model, not a curated record
AUGGUCCCUGCUGCCAAUCUGCUAGGCUUCGCUGGUCAAGAAUUUGCGAGAAAAAUGCCCAAGGUUGCGGGCAUCCUGAUUGAGACGACUUUCGGCUCGGUGGUGGAGAUCAUCUUGUUUGUUGCGUUGAUUGUGAAACACGAUCCUGGGACCGAGGACGGCAACGAUAACGGUGAUGAAGGGAACCUGAUUCCGACGAUACAAGCCGCCAUAAUCGGAUCUAUCAUGACGAACCUGCUCCUCUGCCUAGGACUCUGCUUCUUUGUCGGAGGAGUUCGCCAACAUGAGAAGAAUCAGAAAUUCCACGCAGUGGUGUCGGAGACUGGCAAUGGCGUGUUGCUGGUUGCCGCUUUUGGACUACUCAUUCCCAGUGCAUUCUACUCGGCUCUCAAGACAGAGACCGUCUCGAUCCUGCACGAAAAAUUCACCAAUGGGAAGCUACAUGAGGACAUCAUGAAGAUCAGUCAGGGAACCUCGAUUGUCCUGCUCGUUGCGUUUGCCUUGUAUAUCGUCUACAGCUGCACUUCCGCUCACUCCAUCUUCGACGAGGUCUUGGAAAUCGAUGAACACCAGGAUCAAGACAGGGAGCAAGACGCCGUCAAGCCGAAGCUGACACUAACUGAAUCACUGGUGGCUAUCGCGAUAGCCAUUGUAUUUGUUGCAUGGCUACUCAUCAUUCUGGUUGGAAAGAUUGAGAAUGUCGUCGAAAGGGGCGUACCUGAUCAGUUCCUUGGUCUGAUCCUCCUCCCGCUGGUUGAAAAAGCGGCAGAGCAUUUGACCGCCAUCGAUGACGCUUGGGACGGAGUGAUCAAUGUUGCGCUCUACCAUUGUAUUGGCCCAUCGAUCCAGACUGCUUUGCUGAAUGCACCCUUGAUCGUUUUGAUCGGUUGGGCUAUUGGUAAACCGAUCGACUUGAACUUUGAGAUAUUCAUGAUCUUGCUGCUGGUAAUGUCGAUCCUUGUGGUGGGUAAUUUGCUUCGUGACGGCGAAACCAACUGGCUAGAGGGUGGAUUGUUGUUGAUUGUGUACAUCAUCAUCGCCAUUGCUGCGUUCUAUUAUCCAAACCCGGACGUUGCCACCUCGAACGGGAUUGAAACCAGCGUGUCACAGAACGUCACGAUCCCAUUGGACUUGUACAAGCAGUUGCUUGCGGCUUUGCCAACCCCGCAUGUCUAA